UGAAAUUGGUGUGGGAAGUAAUAAUGAGGUUGUGUCUUCAACACAUCGGAGUCCUGCUUGGAAUUUUUUUAAGCUCAAUACUGAAGGAUACCGAAAAGCAAUAUGCAAUACUUGCUCGAAAGUAUUAAAAUUACCAACAUCUACUACGUCACCUAUGUUAAAGCAUUUAUAUUCAACACAUCCUAUUUUAUAUCAGAAAUGUGUUGAAAUAGGAAAAAAGGGUAUAGUUGCAGAAGAAAGUAAGAGUACUAAAGAAUCGCCAAAACGUCAGAAACUCGGGCCACCUACUAAAGCAGAGCUAGAUCAACUAUGUAUGGAGAUGAUAGCAAUUGAUCUGAAACCUUUUUCUUGUGUAGAAGAUACAGGUUUUCGAAGAUUACUAAAAAGACUCGAUUCUACAUAUGAUCCGCCAUCAAGUACUACUUGCUCCCGUAGUCUCUGUCCUAAUUUAUACGAACAAAUCAAACAAAAAUUGAUGGACGAAUUGCAGAAUGAUAUAGCAUCUGGCUUAAUGAGUUUAUCUUUCACUACUGGAAGUCAAGAUCUGGGCAUCAUUACUUAUCAUUAACUGUACAUUACAUGACAAGUAAUUUCCAAUUGAAAAAUUUAAUGAUUGGCCUAACGCAACUUGAAGAUCGUCACACAGGAAAUUAUAUUAAAUUAAAACUUGAAGAAAUGAUGUUGGAGUGGAAUUUAUUAGAUGUUCCUAAUGUUCCAAUUUUCUUUACUACUGACAAUGGUGCUAACAUCUGUAAUGCUAUCCGUCAAAGUAGUUGGAAUCACAUCCAUUGUUUUGCGCAUACACUUCAACUGGUUAUAAAAGAUUGCCAAAAACACACCAAAGGAAUUGAGAAAUUAUUAAAAAAGGUAAAGUUUAUCGUACUAAUAAUUGAAAGCAUUGCAAACUUAAAAAUAAUUAUGAAACUCAAUUUGUUUAUGAUUGAAUCAAAUUUAAUCAGAAAUAUUCAAAAUAUAUUUUUAACACAAUUUUUUUUUCAGGCACGACAUAUAACAACACACUUCCACCAAUCUGAGCCGGCUCGACGAGACUUUGAGAAUGCUCAAAAGGUUUCAAGUGAUAAAACACCAUUAAAAUUAAUUCAAUCAGUACCAACUCGCUGGAAUUCGGAUUACGAUAUGCUCGAGCGCAUGAAAAAAUUGCAACAACCAUUAUCUGUUGCGCUUUCGCGAAGUGCAAGUGUAACUGGAUUGUCUGGCACUGACUGGAAGAGAAUCAGUGAUAUUAUUAACGUCUUAGAUCCUUUGAAUGAGGCCACUAAAAUUUCUUGUGGAUCAAAAUACCCGACGAUCUCUAUGAUUGAGUCAAUCAUUCAAGGGAUUAAAGAAGCUCUAGAAAAUCUAAAUUUCGAUCACGAGACAAACGUUGGUCUAAAUAACUUUAAUGAUGAAGGUAGUGAUUACGAUGAUAAUAAUAAUGAUGAGGACUUAGAAAUUUCAACGUGUGAAAACGAAUCUCAGAUGCCCAUGGGGUAUAACUUUUCAACCAAUAUAAUCCGUAGUUUAAAAAUUAGGUUUUGUGAGAUCGAACAAGAUACGUUAUAUCGUAAAUGCACAUUUCUUGAUCCUCGUUAUCGGGAUUACUUUUUAACUGAUGAAAAGAUGAAGGAUGACAUAAAAAAAGGAAUUAAGGAUGAGAUUAUCGCUUGCAAAUUUUCGAACAAUGUUUUUGAAAAUGAACAUGAAACUGUUGCUGAGCCUCCUGUAAUCAAACCCACCAAGUUUUGGGACUUCAUGAAACAGCGACAAACUAAUAGAGAAGAAACAGUAACUUUGCGUCUUGAGAAAGACAUUGAUCAAGAACUUAUUCAAUACAUGUAUUCGGAAAAUAUUGAUCCUUGGGAUGAUCCUAUUCAGUGGUGGAAAAAAGAAUCAAUUAAAUAUCCUUUGUUAUCUCUGAUGGCUCGACGUUAUUUGCCAAUUCCAUCUACGUCUGUUGAAAGUGAGCGGCUCUUUUCGACUGCUGGAGACAUUGUGACUGAAAAACGAAAUUCAUUAUCACCUGAUAAUGUUGCUCGGUUGUUAUUUUUGAAUAAAAAUUUAAAUCGUUAUGUUUAAUUGAAUAUUAUGAUUAAAUAGAGGAACGUUGUUCCAUUAAAACACGUGAACAAACGAACUUCUUAGAAAUAAGUAUUUAAUUAGAGACGUUUAUGAGUUUAUGAUUAAUUAUAUUGUUCAAAACGUUGUUAAUAAAUGUCUAAAUCAAUUUGAAUUAAAUAAUAGUUUUAUUUUCUUUAAUUUUGUUCUAUUACUGCAAUAGAAUAAUCUAUUUAAGAUUUUACUUCUUUAUUCGAU
This is a messenger RNA of Bactrocera dorsalis (oriental fruit fly), 2313 nucleotides long. Its product is annotated as zinc finger BED domain-containing protein 4. Gene Ontology annotation, molecular function: protein dimerization activity. The record is from RefSeq and is a predicted model, not a curated record. The transcript has 2 exons. NCBI's taxonomy places the organism in Eukaryota, Metazoa, Arthropoda, Insecta, Diptera, Tephritidae. The coding region runs from base 580 to 2076 and encodes 498 amino acids.